Molecule: messenger RNA, 1038 nt
Organism: Psammomys obesus (fat sand rat)
Lineage: Eukaryota; Metazoa; Chordata; Mammalia; Rodentia; Muridae
Product: vomeronasal type-1 receptor 4-like
Exons: 3
Coding region: 1-1038 (345 amino acids)
Biological process (GO): G protein-coupled receptor signaling pathway
Cellular component (GO): membrane
Molecular function (GO): pheromone receptor activity
Source: RefSeq, a predicted model, not a curated record
AUGGGUGAAGAGCUUGAAGAAGGAGCCCAGAGCCUUAUAAGAAGAAACAGAAGACUAGGGGAGAGACCAAUCCAGGUCAACUUCCACAGGCCCAUGGACGACGUUGACACCUCAAUACCGAAUUUUCUGCCCAAGAAGACAGAAAUGGUUUUGAAUAUUAGCAAUAUAACAAUAUUCCUUCUUCUAACUGGACUCAGCACUGUGGCAAAUCUUUCUGUUUUUGUGAGGUAUGUAUGCACUUUUGUGGGCUCUGGGAAGAAAGCUGUACACCUUAUCCUCAUCCACUUGGCUUUGACAAAUAUUAUUAUGCUUUUUUCUAAAGGAAUGCCAAUGACAAUGACAGCUUUAGGUCUGAGGCACUUCCUUGGUGAUCUGGGCUGUCACAUUACUGUUUAUCUAGGCAGGGUUUCCCGGGGCCUCUCCAUCUGCACCAGCAGUCUCCUCACAGUGGUCCAGACCAUCAUCAUGAGCCCCAGAGCCUCCUGUUGGGGGAGGCUCAGACUCAGGUCUACAGGACAUGUGCUUCUCUCACUGAUCUUCUUUUGGAUUUUCAAUUCUGUGAUCAGCAUGAACCUUCUCCUUUCCUACAGAGACAAAGGUACAAACACAUUGCCACUGCUUAAGAAUAGCGAAUAUUGUUAUUUCAAAAGAGAAAAUCAGAAAAUAAACAAUGUUUUUCUCACCCUUAUGGUCCUGAGAGAUGCAGUGUUGCAGGGUGCCAUGGGAGGGACCAGUGGCUACAUGGUAUUUCUUCUCCACAAGCACCACCUGCAUGUCCUCUACCUUCAGAACUCCAAGCUUCUCUACAGAACUCCCCCUGAGCUGAGAGCUGCUCAAAGUGUCCUCCUUCUCAUGCUCUGUUUUCUUUUCUUUUAUUGGACUGAUUGUGUUGUUUCUUUAUAUUUAUCUUCCUCUUUAAAGAACGACUCCUUAACAAUUCACUUUCAAAAUGUUCUGACCCUUGGUUAUGCAGUUUUCAGCCCCCUUUUCCUGAUUCUCAGGGAUAGACAUCUGAUAGAAUGUUGUCAGGCGCAAUAA